AUGUCAAUGAGUUGGUUUAAAUUUGUACGAUGUGCCGGUUGGGAUCUUAAUACAUGUCCUGGUCGUCAAUUAAAGGUUCAAUACGAUGAAAUGAAAACAGCUAAUUGUAUGAAUUGUGACAAAUUUUUUCAUUGUCAAGGAAACUAUAAUGCUGUUCAUGUUUGUGGAAAAACAACUAUCAAUAUACGUAUUGCAAAAAAAAUUAGCGAUUGUCGUGAAGCAGCUCAAGAUGCUAGUUCAGUCGAUAGUCAAGAAGAUCAAAAAGCGAAUAAAUUUGGACGAGAGGGAGGUUCAACGUAA
Molecule: messenger RNA, 300 nt
Organism: Rotaria sp. Silwood1
Lineage: Eukaryota; Metazoa; Rotifera; Eurotatoria; Philodinida; Philodinidae
Source: the annotation of a GenBank genome assembly